Paramecium octaurelia is the source of this 545-nucleotide messenger RNA. Lineage: Eukaryota; Ciliophora; Oligohymenophorea; Peniculida; Parameciidae. The record is from the annotation of a GenBank genome assembly.
AAAAAAUGUAAGAAAUUGAAGCGAAGAAGCAAUUAAAAGCAAGUGAAGGAGCUCAUUUUUUUUAUACUUUGAUAUUCCUUACAGCUUCUGGUAUAAUAGAGACUCAAUUUAUUGAACAGAAAUGUAAUCAAAAUCUGCAAUUGUUUGUUCACUUAGUAUUCUAUGGAUUAAUCAUCUGGGGUACUUACAUUUUAAUUACGUUGAUACCAAGGUAUGUGUUAUACGUUGAAUUUAAUUAGAUAUAAAAAUGCAGCAAUCAACCUAUUUUUCAAUUUUCUUGAUAUCUGUUUUGGUAUAUACAUAGGACUGUUAUUGUUUUUUGGAGGACGCAUGUACAUGGCAUCUAAUGAUUGUUUAGCUGAAGCUCCUGCAUUAUACUUCUUUUUGGAGACAUUUUUGUUGGUACUCUUUUAAUUUGAAAUUAUUAGGUUAACGGCAUCAUAUUUGCAAUAUUGUUUUUAGCAUUUGUGUCGUAUGUCUUAAAGAGAUUUUCUAAAUCUUAAUAAGUUUAUGAUGAAGGUAAAGAUGAAUUUUAUGAUGCAUGA